CGUCGUUGAAGUUGUUCGAGUUGAUCCAAGGGGCUGACAUGGUCUCUUCGUUUUCCGUUGAUGUUUUCUCGAGUAGGGGAUCGGCGCGUCUCGUCAUCCUUCUGACGUUCGCAAAUGCGAAUCCUUUGCUCAAUGAAAGCGGCGUGUCGAGCGCGGCAAACGCUUUCCUAGACCCGCGACUCACAGCCUCGAACAGCUCGCAAAGGCUCCAGGGUUACGCUUAUAAAGAGUUGCCCAACAGCUCCUUCGUGGUCAACUUCACCUUCCUGAUGGAGAACGUCAGCAUCUCUCAGAGUGACCAGAUCAUGAAUGCCACUUACAACCACAUCCAGGACACCAUCGAGGCUCUGAUGAAUCAGAUGCUGAACAGUCAAACAGCGACUCCGGUCGUCUUUCCACGGGCAAAUUUCACCGUGACGGGCAGCCAGGUAGAGGCCGAUGUGAAUUACGUCGUUCGAAGAGGCACCGUCAGCAACCCGAGCCCUUACCUUUCUGAAAUGCUGAGAAUCACCGGUCCGGAUGUUACCACUACAGCCGCCACAGCAGGAACAACAGCUUUAACACUAACCACAACCAUAUCUACUACAGCAACUUCUCCAGCAACAACACGGUUUCAGAUCAGUAUUGGGUCAGUGCUCAUCUCCAUCCGGCUGGUCUUUUUAACCAUAAUGCCAUCACCCUCCGAAAGUAAUGUGCUCAGUGUAGCACACAAUCUGUUUAAUUUAAAGCUCAGAGCCUUGGAAAGUCCACAGAUGGUGCAAAAUAUUACUUAUGAAAAGUUAUCCAACUACUCCUUUGCUCUCAAAUUUGUGUUUGCAAUCAACAACGUCAACAUCUCUCAGAAUAACCAGAUCAUGAAUUCCACUUACAUCCAGAUCCAGGACUCCAUCAAUAUUUUGCUGAACAAAAUAUUGAACAAUGCAACAGCAAAUCCUUUUGUUUUUCCACCAGCAAAUUUCACGCUUAUCAUGAUGAAUAACCAGAUACAAGCCAAUGUAAAGUAUGUUUUCAAAGAAGGCGAUAUCAGUAACCCGAGCCCCUUUCUUUCUGGAAUCAUAGCAGUCAGUGGUCUGAGUGUUACUACAACCACAACACCCAUCCUUCUGCUCACCACCCCCCUGGGCAACGUCACCACUGCAGGAAGUAGUGCAUGGAUCUUAGGCUUCAUCAUCCCAUGUGGUAUCAUUAUCAUUCUCCUGCCUUUCUGGAUUCUGCUCUGUUGCCUGCUGACCGGCUGGUGUGCUGCCAUUAGGAGGCGCUGGCAUAGAAGACGCUCCUAUAACGUUCAGUACAGAAUCCACAACAACUUCUUCUAGGGCAUAGGAAAUCUCUCUGGGCAAAAAUGAAAGAAGUAUCUACUAUAUCGCUGUGUUUUUCUUACAA
This is a messenger RNA of Scleropages formosus (Asian bonytongue), 1383 nucleotides long. RefSeq lists its product as uncharacterized. The record is from RefSeq and is a predicted model, not a curated record. The coding region runs from base 39 to 1316 and encodes 425 amino acids. NCBI's taxonomy places the organism in Eukaryota, Metazoa, Chordata, Actinopteri, Osteoglossiformes, Osteoglossidae. The transcript has 11 exons.